GUGGCUCGGAAGGAAGGAGCAGAAGAACGCAACCCAGGGUGAGACCAGAUCCCGGGUAUCCAUCCACUGCUGACUGACUCCGAGAAAUGGGCACGCUGCGGAUGAUCAUGAGUCUCUGAGACCAGUCGUCUUCCCAAGCUGGUGGGAUUCAAAUCCUGUGAAGGAAAAGUGCAUCCGCUCAAUCUCAGAAGCCGCUUGCUUGCACAUAACUCUUUCCGAGCAAUAAUGCUCUUUUGCUCCUGUUGCAUGUGGAUCUCAAGUCGCAUGGCUAAAUAAUAAGUCCAAGGAGAAAAGGGGAGACGUCUUUGUUCACAUUACACCACUGCCUUUUAUCUUGUCACUACUAUAAGACUGCUGCCAUGUGUUCAACACUUAUCGUGACCAUUAUGUGCCCCUGCACGCUUUCCCCAGAGUUCCACCACUUCCAGUGCCUCUAAACUCCAUCCUGAUUCAUUCAUAAUGGAUGCAAACUGCUCCUGUUUUCUCAAGAAAAUUAAAACGCUCUUUACAAAAACUCAUGACUCUGUAAUCUUUAUCAUCCCAAAAUCCUCUGCUUGGGACCAAUUCCAUUUUGCAGAAGCAAGGACUCCUGAUUGCCUUACUUUCAAUCAGACUGAUUUAAAAGUUUUGGAUUGUGUUCAUAAAUCCCAUGUGUGUUCACCAGAUUUAAUAUCACACUUUCUAAGUUCUCUCAGAAAUUCAGAUUUUAGUCCGAAGCAAGUUCUUGAGGUGGCAAUUCCUAUUUUCCAACGGCUACAAGUAUUAUCGUCGUCUGUAUGCAUAGCUGUCUCCUAUUGUAUUUAAAUAAUUUGAGUGAUUAAUUUGACGCCGUUUUAUAUUUCUCAUUGAAAAAGUUCUCAUUAUACAUGUGUCGUGACAAAAAUAAAAUACAAAUCAAUUAAAAUUAGGAUAAUGGAGGCUGGUGAAAGCACUGGUGCUGUGUCUUUGGUGCGAUGAUGCGACAGUGCAACACUACUUGCGAGAGCAAUUGUUUGACAUAGGUCGCUAAUAUGUGAAAGUGGUAAAAUGUUGGAUAUAUUUAGGGGGCUCAAGAACUUGGUGAAGGUGAGCCAUGUUCGAAUUGAUUCCUCGAUUUUUCGGCUUCAUUACAGCCUCACUGUGAUGAUCCUUCUUGCUUUCUCCCUCAUUGUCACCACACGACAGUAUGUUGGGAACCCAAUUGAUUGUAUCCAUACCAAGGAUAUUCCGGAAGAUGUUCUCAAUACUUACUGCUGGAUUAUGCAUACAUAUCUGGUUAAAAGUGCCUUCCUGAAGAGAGUGGGGAAGGAAGUCAUGCACUUUGGCAUAGACCAGUCACCUACAGACGAGUCAGAUAUGAAAGUAUACAAAUAUUAUCAGUGGGUCUGCUUCUGCUUGUUUUUUCAGGCGAUUCUGUUUUACGUGCCUCGGUGGUUAUGGAAGAACUGGGAAGGAGGAAAAAUACAAAGCUUAAUGAUGGAUCUGGAUAUUGGAAUAAUUCCAGAGAUGGAGAAGAAACAAAAGAAAAAACUUCUCGUCGAUUAUUUAUACGACAAUCUCAAACAACACAAUUGGUGGGCUUACAGAUAUUUUUUCUGUGAAAUUCUUGCCUUGGGAAAUGUUAUCGGUCAAGCGUUUCUCAUGGACAAAUUUUUUGACGGCGAAUUUCUAACGUUUGGUCUGGAAGUGAUGCGUCUUACAGAAGAGGAUGAAGAUCGGCGGAUAGAUCCCAUGAUUAGGAUAUUUCCUCGAAUGACCAAGUGCACUUUCAGAAAAGGGGGGCCAUCGUGGGGCUUGGAGACGCACGAUGCUCUUUGUAUCCUCCCGAUCAAUGCAAUCAAUGAGAAAACGUAUAUAUUUCUAUGGUUCUGGUUCGUCAUUCUGGGAGUGUUGUCUACGCUUAUGAUUUUCUACAGAGUGGCCGUCGUGAUUUCUCCAAGAAUACGAGGAUUCCUUCUCGGAUCGAGAUUUCGUCUCCUCAGCCAAGACGCGAUUCAGACGCUUGUUAAAAAAUCCAGACUUGGUGACUGGUUCCUUUUCUAUUUGCUCGGACAAAAUGUGGAUUCCAUAAUUUUUAGGGAUAUUAUGCACGAAUUAGCUAGACGAUUGGGGCACCCCAAAGAUUUUGGUGAACCGUGACAUGGAGUAAGUAAAGGAAAAUAUCAAACUCACCGUUUUCGGCAAAUUUCAGAUCUCGAAAACAUGCAAUAAAAGACCUGUACCUAUUAAUUAACUCUUAAGAAUUUUUUAUUAAACAACAUAUGGAUAAAAGUAAAUAUACAUGCUCUUAAUUGACAACUAGCCUUCACAUACAUGUUUAGGAGUCAAAUAAUAUUGGUCAACAACAUAUUUGUUUGCCAGUUUGUCUACUUUACUUCAAUUUUACGAUAAUUAACAAACUGGUUUACGUAUGACAACAUUUUAUAAAAUACUUAAAAUUCAACGUUAAUCUACCACAAAUUAAUAAUCUAGGAUAAUAAAAAAUGUAUAGUUAUUAAAUUGAAUAUAUUUCGUUUUUGUUUCGUCACAGCACCAGACUCAAAUAUCACUGGAUGUACAUAUUUCGUAGAUUGUAAAGAAUCUUUCAUAUUUUGAAUCAUUUAAAAAUAACGAAACAAUAUCCAUUCUGGAAAAUAAAUAGUAUUCGCAUUUACAAACAGAUCUUUUCAACUGUUUCAUCGCAUUGCAGUCGGUCGGAUUAUCAAACUACGUUGAUUUUUCUUCAGCUCACAUAAGAUUCAGAAUAAAAUCGUAACGGAAACAUGGGAGGAUGUUAAGACGACAUUGGUUAUCUUAUUUAUUUAAUUUUUUUAACUAGCAACAUAUUUUGGACUUGCAACCCUAUUAUUUCGAAAAAUUUAAAUUUUGCAAUACCCCAAACAGAAUUCUUGCAAUACAUCAAAAAUAUAUAACUUAAAAUAUCAAAUUGACUACUGA
Molecule: messenger RNA, 2916 nt
Organism: Folsomia candida
Lineage: Eukaryota; Metazoa; Arthropoda; Collembola; Entomobryomorpha; Isotomidae
Product: innexin shaking-B
Exons: 13
Coding region: 1027-2118 (363 amino acids)
Cellular component (GO): gap junction; plasma membrane
Molecular function (GO): gap junction channel activity
Source: RefSeq, a predicted model, not a curated record